AAAACAAAACGUCAUAAGCACGUUUCGCCGCAGGCUGAUAAAAGAAAAAAUCCUCGAAAAGUAUCGUCUGUUUCCAGAGUGCGUGCGAUUGUGGAAAUGGUUUUCUGUGAAGCGGCGAACCAAAUUAUAUAAUCAUCACUGAAAGGCGGCCGGAACUGAGCGCUUGUGUGAAGUGAAAUAAGCACGAAACACUUUGUCCGGCAGGUGAUAUUCGCUACGCAUUGCCGAACCUGUCUUUCGUUCAUGUUGAGUUAAAAAUCGAAAGCACAAGCAGCGCACAAGGCGAUGACGACGGGUAGCACGGGAUCAACAUUCCCCAGAUGGCAGUUGGCGCUACUGAUCGGUGCGCCAGUGGCCAUCGGCCUCGGUUACCUGUACUGGCGCAAAUCGAGUGACCAAGGCGAAGGAAGCGAUAAGCUGACGAAGAAAAAGUUAGCCGAUAUCAAGGACAAAACCAUCUCGCUCGAUGGCGAUUCGUCGGAGGCGGGGAAACAGCAGCCGGAUGCUAAACCGUUGAGCGGUCGUGAACUUGCCCUGAAACACAAAAACAAUGGCAAUGCACACUUCCGUGCGGGAAAGUAUGAUCUGGCGAUCAGCGAAUACGAUGCCGCCAUCGAGCACUGUCCCACGUUUGAGGCCAACGAUCGUUCGACGUACUACCAGAACCGGGCAGCAGCAUACGAGCAGCUGCAAAAUUGGGCCGCCGUCAUAAAGGACUGCACGAACGCGAUUGAGUGCAAUCCGUCGUAUACCAAAGCGCUGGUACGGCGGGCCAAAGCUUACGAGCAGCAGAAAGAUCUUACGAAAGCCCUGGAAGACAUAACGGCCGCCUGUAUAGUGGACCAAUUUCAGAGCAAAACGACGUUGGUGAUGGCGGACCGUAUGCUGCGUGAGCUGGGCCAACAGCACGGGAAGGAAGCGAUGAAGAACAAGAAAGAAAUCUAUCCAUCGAAGCAGUUCAUCGAUAGUUACUUCAGCUCAUUUACCAAUGAUCCGGUGCGGAAGCUGGUCGUGGCAAGCUCGGAACCGAAGGGCUUCAUCAAGGCAAAGAUGCUGUUCGAUAAGGGUGAUUACGAAGCGAUAGUGGCGGCCUGUACGGAAGAGAUCGAAUCGAGCGAAUCGGAAUCGGAGUACAAGCUGGAGGCGCUAGUGCUUCGGGGAACCAUGUACAAUCUGAUCGCCUGCUACGAUGAAGCGAAACAGGAUCUGGAUGCGGUUAUUGAGCUGGAAACGGCCGACAAGCGGUUGCGCACGAACGCGCUCAUCAAGCGUGCAUCGUUGGCGAUGCAAACGCAACCGGAAACGCCUGGUGCGUGUUUCGAAUAUUUUGCCAGGGCGGAAGCAAUCGACAGCACGAACGGGGACAUCUUUCACCAUCGCGGCCAGGUGUACAUUCUGUCGGAUCGGAUGAACGAUGCGAUUGCCGAUUUCGAACGAGCGUACGGGCUGUGUCCGACGUCCGGCAUCAUAGCGACGCAUCUGUGCUACGCCAAGUACUGCCAGGCGGUCCAGAACAAAGACGAGAGUGGGGUGGAACGAAUGAAGAAGCGAUUCAACGAGUUGCUGGAAGAGUACGCGAACUGUGUGGAGUGUUACAGUAUCCUGGCACAAGUGCUUACCGAGCAGCAAAAUUUCGCCGAAGCGGACAGCUGCUUCGCCAGAGCGUUGAAGGUUGACCCGAACCAGGCGCAGAUCUAUGUGCACCGCGGUGUGCUGCAGCUGCAGUGGAAGGGUGACUUUGACGAGGGAGUCAAGUUGAUCAAGAAAGCAAUAGAGAUGGACAGCAAGUGUGAGUUGGCGUACGAAACGCUCGGCACGAUCGAGGUACAGCGGGGAAAUCUCGCCGAAGCGGUGAAACUGUUCGAGCGUGCGAUCGAGCUGGCCCGAACGGAAAUGACACUGGUUCAUUUGUACUCGCUGAAGGAUGCAGCCGUUGCGCAGCUGAGCGUGGCCAAGAAUAUGGGAUUGAGUAUUAGCAACAUUCAGCCGAACUUCUAAUUUUUUUUUUUUUGUACACGCGUGUCCCGCACGUGUGUGUUCUGAACAACGCGGAAAACACGCGGUUGGGAAGAUUUGUUUUUCCGGCUUAGAAGCACCAAAUCGAUCGUUCGUUUCUUUGUGAUUCAAUUCUUUAUAUUUUAUAUCGCAUUUCUGAGCAUGGUACGGUUCUCGUACGUCGCUCCGUUCCUUUUGUGCAUCGGAAACUGUUGUAAAAUCCCGCUCUUAUGCUUACGCCGUUGUAUAACAAUCGAAUAAACAGCCCGGGAGGAAAUAAUUUAGGUCAUAGUUAAAACUAUUCCCAAAUGCUA
Messenger RNA from Anopheles funestus (African malaria mosquito), 2309 nucleotides. It is a transcript of the gene Tom70, whose product is annotated as mitochondrial import receptor subunit TOM70. The transcript has 2 exons. Lineage: Eukaryota; Metazoa; Arthropoda; Insecta; Diptera; Culicidae. Gene Ontology annotation, molecular function: protein binding. The coding region runs from base 286 to 1998 and encodes 570 amino acids. The record is from RefSeq and is a predicted model, not a curated record.